AUGUCGAAUUUCCACGUAGAGAUCAAAAUUCCAGAGAUGGACCUCUGGAGUAUAUUGUUUAAACGGGAGGAUAAACCAUUUUCGGACGAUCAAGUCCUUUACUCCUCAUCCACCUCUUCACACACCUACUCCUCUAUAAGAUCCCAAACCAUCUCUUUUGGCCUCGGUCUCCGCCACCAUUACUCUUUUAAGAAAGGUGAUGUCCUGACUCUUUUCUCGGAAAACAAUAUCGAUACUCCCAUUACUAUGUGGGGAACACAUUAUAUAGGUGGGAUAGUCAGUCCUGCAAAUCCGGUAUAUACGAAACGGGAAUUAACGCAUCACUUGAGAGACUGUGGGGCGAAAAUUGUUGUCACGACGGAGGAAUUGGUGGGGAGGGUAAGGGCAUGCGUGAAUGGUAUUGAGAGGGAAACUGGGACGUGUAUUGAGAUAUUGGUGCAAGGUGGUGAGGUUUCUGAAGGGGAAAGGGGGAUUCGGGAUAUCUUUAUGGAGGAUGAGCAGCGGGAUGAGAAGAGGGUGAGGAUAGACCCGGAGAAGGAUUUGGCGUAUUUGGUGUAUAGUUCUGGAACGACAGGGUUGCCAAAGGGGGUUAUGUUGACUCAUAGGAAUGUGGUGGCGAAUUUGAUGCAAGUAGCUUCGAGGGAGGGAAAGUUGAUGAGUUGGGAUCGUGAUCGAAUUUUGAGUGUUUUGCCGUUUUUUCACGCGUAUGGUCUUCAAUGUCUCGUCCAUCUUCCCUGCUAUCUCGGAAUCCCUACCAUAGUCAUGAAAUCUUUCUCUCUUCCCACCUUCCUUUCUCUGAUUCAAGAAUUCAAAAUCACAUACACAUACGUCGCACCACCGAUAGUCUUACAUCUAGCGAAAAGUCCAGUGGUGGAAGAAUAUGAUAUCAGUAGCUUAGGAAAUAUUGUAGCGGGUGCUGCACCGCUGAGUAGAGAGUUGAUUCACAUGGUGAAAGCGAGACUGGGAGUUGGGGUACGGCAAGCGUAUGGAUUAAGUGAAACGAGUCCGGUAACUCAUAUACAGCUCGAAUAUCAUAACGGUCUCGGAUCGGUGGGACCCCCCUUGGCAAAUCAAAUUGUCAAAUUCAUGUCGCCGUCAAAUGCUGAAGUACCUGUGGGUCAAGAGGGGGAAAUUUGGAUCUCAGGCCCCAAUGUGUUCUUGGGUUAUCAUAAUAAUCCGGAUGCGACUUCUGCUGCUCUGGUUGCUUCUUCUCCCUCUGCGAAAUCAAAAUAUCCGUUCUUCAAAACGGGGGAUAUUGGAUUCCAAGAUGCAAACGGAAAUAUGUAUAUAACAGAUCGUGUCAAAGAGUUGAUCAAGUAUAAGGGAUAUCAGGUUGCGCCAGCAGAGUUGGAAGGGGUGUUGGUUGAACAUGAAUGGGUGGAGGAUUGCUGUGUUGUCGGAGUUUUCGAUAAAGAGCGGGAAACGGAGGUUCCGGUUGGAUUUUUGGUUGGGAAAGCGAGUGUGGGAAAGGAAGAUAGGAAAUUGUAUGGAGAGAAAGAAGGAAUGGAGGUUAAGAAAUGGCUAGAGGGUAAAGUGGCGGAUUAUAAGAGAUUAAGGGGGGGAGUGAGAUGGGUGGAGAGUAUUCCGAAAAGUGCUAGUGGGAAGAUCUUGAGGAGAGUUUUCAAAGAUCAGAUCAAGAAGGAAGGGGAGGGUAAGAUUGCAAAACUGUAG
Messenger RNA from Botrytis byssoidea, 1671 nucleotides. RefSeq lists its product as uncharacterized. Gene Ontology annotation, biological process: secondary metabolic process. Bases 1 to 1671 code for a protein of 556 amino acids. The record is from RefSeq and is a predicted model, not a curated record. Lineage: Eukaryota; Fungi; Ascomycota; Leotiomycetes; Helotiales; Sclerotiniaceae. The transcript is spliced from 4 exons. Gene Ontology annotation, molecular function: CoA-ligase activity.